This is a messenger RNA of Notolabrus celidotus (New Zealand spotty), 3662 nucleotides long. It is a transcript of the gene erlin2, whose product is annotated as ER lipid raft associated 2. Gene Ontology annotation, cellular component: endoplasmic reticulum membrane; endoplasmic reticulum. Gene Ontology annotation, molecular function: ubiquitin protein ligase binding; cholesterol binding. Gene Ontology annotation, biological process: SREBP signaling pathway. NCBI's taxonomy places the organism in Eukaryota, Metazoa, Chordata, Actinopteri, Labriformes, Labridae. The record is from RefSeq and is a predicted model, not a curated record.
AUGGCACAGUGGGGUGCCUUGUUCUCAAUAAUCGCUGCUCUCGGAGGAGCGGCGCUCUUAGCAUCCGUGCACAAGAUCGAUGAGGGGCACACUGGUUACUACAGGGGAGGGGCCCUCCUGACCACCACCAGCAGCCCUGGUUUCCAUCUGAUGCUUCCAUUCAUCACCACCUACAAGCCUGUCCAGACGACGCUGCAGACAGACGAGGUGAAGAAUGUACCGUGUGGAACGGGUGGAGGAGUGAUGAUCUACUUUGACCGCAUCGAAGUGGUGAACUACCUCGUUCCAUCAGCAGUGUACGACAUCGUGAGGAACUUCACGGCAGACUAUGACAAAGCUUUGAUAUUUAACAAGGUCCACCAUGAGCUCAACCAGUUCUGCAGUGUUCACUCGCUGCAGGAGGUCUACAUCGGCUUGUUCGACCAAAUUGAUGAAAACCUGAAGUUGACACUACAAGAGGAUCUGACUGCCAUGGCACCUGGACUCAUCAUACAGGCCGUCCGUGUCACAAAACCCAACAUCCCAGAGAGUAUCCGCAGAAACUACGAGCUCAUGGAGAGCGAGAAGACGAAGCUGCUCAUCUCUCAACAGACACAGAAGGUUGUGGAGAAGGAGGCGGAGACCGAGAGGAUCAAAGCAGUGAUAGAGGCUGAGAAAGUGGCACAAGUGGCAGAGAUCAAGUUUGGACAGAAAGUGAUGGAGAAGGAAACGGAGAAAAAGAUCUCUGAAAUUGAAGAUCAAGCUUUUGUGGCGCGGGAGAAAGCCAAGGCAGACGCAGAAUAUUACACAUCCCACCGAACUGCUGAGGCCAACAAGAUGAAGUUAACCCCAGAGUACCUGCAGCUCAUGAAGUACAAGGCCAUCUCGUCGAACAGUAAAAUCUACUUUGGGAAUGACAUACCACAAAUGUUUGUGGACUCUGGUUCUGCAGGGAGCUCUAUCAAGGCCUCUGCAGCCCUGGACGUUGUUGGUGAGCAGAUCUUGGACCUUGAUUAGGAAAGAAAGUAGCAGACUCACAAGACCACCCAGGAGGGGAGGACUAUCUGUUAGAGGGAAAGAGCAGGGCCCUCAAGCUGGAUGGACGCUUCUUCCUCUGACGCUCUGCUGCCUGUAAUCCUCAACAAUCUCAGAAUCAAAAGCUCAUCUUUGUGAGGGCAAAGGACUUUCAUUUUUUUAGGCGUCCUGUGCUUCUACUCUGUACUGUUCUUAUGUAAUUAGAUGGAGGAACCAAACAUAACAAACCUUAAUCAUCAUCUCUCCUUUCAAACUGUUCUUUAACCAAAACAAUCAUUUCAAGGGACGAGUCAGCUCAGCUCACAUUCAUGUUAACCCACAACAUCAGGGAUCACAAAUCCACGACUGGAGGUGUGUCUUUAUUCUGUUAGAAGCCCAUGUGUUCUCACUGAGCAUUUGAAGCAGCAAGUGAUCGAGUAAUCGUCUGAAUGAAGCUUUUAGAUGCUAUGUUGUUAACAAAACAGCAUCACGCUUCCUUUAGCUGCGUUGUUCUUGGUAACAUGCAUCGACUCAUCCCUCUGAGUCACUGUCGCUUUUCCUUUCAAGCUUUUAUUCUUGCAACUGAAGGACAGAUUUAUCAGCCAUUCGGCUCAUUACUUCUCCAAACACUGGGUUCUUGAUUUCAGAGGGACAACACAGCAGGGUUCUCGUUCCUCACCAGCCACUGUGGAUUGUGCCAGCUGAUAUGAUAGAGGUCUCUGGCUCAUGAAGCUUAAAACUUAAGGACAUGGAUGACAAUGCAACCAAUAGCGUGUUAACGUUUCAAGCUAACGCGCUUGGUGGAUUCAUAAACAAUAACACAAAAUAAGAAUGUAGGUUAAAUGACCGUGAUGAAACUGCAUCUUACCUGUACUGUAACGCAGAGCCAGUUAGCUGUUGAAUAAUCUUGUACCGGUUGGGUUGAGCCUGUUGGCUCUUUUUCAGAUUUUCAUGUUUGUUUUGAAACAGUGUGUCUUCAUGUUAGGAAAGAAAGAGCUGUUAUGUUGUAAACACCUGAUAUCCUUUAAGACCUGACUCAGCUGAAUGGGUAAAAAGGACACAUUUCUUUUGUAACAUCUUGAAGUACUGUGGCUGUUAGCAUGUCUGCUGCAGGUAGAUGUGGAUUCUCUCUGCAGCCCAGUGCUCAACACUCAAAGGCAAUCACUGUUCAAUGAAGAGGUUAAGCAAACCCUCAUCAGUCUGCAGCAACUUAAGGUUUGUUUGUGUUUUUUAAUGAGGCAGUUGCAUCCCUGGAAAAAGAAUCAGUUAAAAAUUAAUUUUAGGAAGUUGUGUUGUUUUCAGUGACAUAUUUUACAUUCCAGUCCAGGGCAGCUCUUCACAACUGAGAACAACUUGACAAGUCCAGGAGACAGAGAGUUGGUAAAAUGUUGAUAUUCUGCUGUAAAGAAGGACCAAAUAAACGUCACUCUCAGGCCGUGAUCUCUUACUCUGAACUGCUUGAAAAUAUAAACCCUGACAGGAAGCGUCUGCUGACACAGCGGAGGGGGACGAAUGUACUGUGUGGUAGCUCUGCUGCCUGCCAGAUAAAAAAACGUCACUCCGUUUGUUUAUGUUGUUUUUUAAUUCCAGCAUGGACGUGUUUAAUAAACUUUGAAAUCUAUGUAUGAAGUUUUGUCAGACAUAGCUGUGUAUUUAUGUAGCACUUUGUGUCUUACUCUGUACAUUUAGACGACAGUAUGUUGCUACUAGUAUCUGGUUUGGAUCAGCAGUUUGUUCUAAAGCAGUUAAAAGGAUUACGUCAGGUUUUAAUGACAGGGAAAACCACUCUGUACUCAGUCUCCACAACUAAACCAUAUAAAUGUCUAAUCUGAGUUGUACUAAAGACCUCUUUCUGCUAUGUUUAAUAACACGCUGUAACUCUUCCGUGUGUGUCCUGUAAGGGUUCUUACAGAGUAAUAAUCGCCUUAGAGACUUUUGAUAACGACGCAUUUCCCCAGAGGAGGAAGAGAUCGUACGUACUUCACGAUCCAGGUUGAUGAAACAUCAGAAAGGAGUGUGACUGAGCUCUACUGAGGAACUGGCUACAGAAAACGGGCAACCUGUGUUCAUCAAAAUAGUCUUCAAGAGACAUUUAUUCAUUCUUGAUGAGGACCAAAAUCAAUCAUUGUUUACCGUGUGAGCGCCUGUCUUCAUUCAUGGAUGACUGAAGCAUUCUUUGCAUAACUGUUGCACAAUGUCAAGUGUUGUCUCCAUGAUUUCAUUUAGAUUUUUGAGCAACUCAUUACAGGGACACGGUGUCAGACAGCACUGAAUGGCUGACCUGUUUUCCAAAGAACAGUUUUCUCAUCUUUAAACGACAUUCAGGCAAGUUUAAGCAUUAAUGCUUUAGCGUGAUGCUAUCUUUGGUUUAGCAAACAUGGUGCCGCAGUGAGAACAUAUUUGUACAGUCCGAAGCCAAAUUCCCUGUAAUUUAGUGGAGCCUCAUGUCGAGUAAAACAUUGAUUUAAUGCAGUGUUGUUUGGCAUCAGUCACUGUUUUGUUCUAAGGCUGGUACAGUCGUCCCUCAGAUUGACCUCCAGCUUCCAGAGUUUUACUGGAUGAUGAUUAAAACUUGAACUUAAGUCAAAUGUUUUUGCACUGAUUUCAGUUGUGAAUGUCUGAUCCAGAUGUUGUCGUUUGACAAUAAAGUACUGAUGGUUAUUCUUUGA